Molecule: messenger RNA, 1001 nt
Organism: Ceratitis capitata (Mediterranean fruit fly)
Lineage: Eukaryota; Metazoa; Arthropoda; Insecta; Diptera; Tephritidae
Gene: vito
Product: nucleolar protein 12
Exons: 2
Coding region: 260-940 (226 amino acids)
Cellular component (GO): nucleolus
Molecular function (GO): RNA binding
Source: RefSeq, a predicted model, not a curated record
UUCUUUCGUCAGCAAAGCUAAUUUGCAUAAAUUUCUUUCAACUAGAUAUAAUCAAAGUAAACUUCUGUUGAAAAUAAAUAAAUACGCCACUAGCUUUAAAAUUAAUUUUUGGCGGAUUGUUUAUGACAGCUCAUCUUGAUCUUGUAGCUUGAGCUGGCAACAAAACACAAUCGAGGCCCAAAGAUAAUAGAUAAGUAUGUUUCAUAUCAAAUUAUCUUUGAUUGCGCUGCCGCGUUUAUAAAUAGACAAAUGUGCUAAAAUGAGGAAAAAGGAAAUUGUAUUUGAUUCGGAAAAAAGAAAAAAUUUUCUGACUGGCUUUCGAAAGCGAAAAAAUGAACGUCGUGCUCGUGCUAAGGAAGAACUGGAGCGCAAUAUCAAAGAGGAGCGCAAAAGGAUCAGGAAUGACGUUAAAAGCAGCAUGGCUAAACUGAAGAAAACAUUUCAGCCACUCGUCCUAGAUCCUGAGAUAGAGCAAAAUUGCCUUGAAAAGGAAUACGAAGAUGAGGAAGUGCAAAUAAAUGUCAUAGAACUAUCGCGGGAUAAUCCGAAAAAAGAAGAGGAUUCGGACAAGGAUUCUACCGUAAACGAACCACCUGCUGCAGAUUCCUACAUUAAUUCCAUACCAGGAAUGGAUUUCAGUCCUGAAAAAGAAAGUAAGGAGAAACAGAACAAGCCUAAAGAUGUAGAAAGAACAACACCAGAUCUUGCUAAAAUCGGAAGUAAAAAGAUGCUAGAUAAAUUAAAGAAGAAGAAGGCCUUGAAAGAAAUUAAGAAAAGUAAAGUCUUCAAACAAAAAGAACGUUUUGAUAAGAAAAAACAGCAUAAAAAUAAGCGAGACCAAAAACAUUCCAGAUCCAGCGCGAGUGGGGCUCAUGGAAAUAAAAGUAAACACAACCGAUUCAAUAGAGGCCAUGGACCAGGUCGGGGAAGAAGAAAGUAAUAAUAUUCGUUUUAAUUCAUAUUGUAAAUUCAAAUAAACAAAUUUACACUUAAGACAUAAA